AUGGCCGCGAAUGCAAUACAUCUGACGUUUCUGGUAGGCCUGGGAGCGCUGCUGCUGGGCCUAUGCUACGGGUGCAAGAUAUCGGAGUAUCCCUGCCGAGGCGGCGCAAGCUGCGUUCCCCUGGACAAGUACUGCGACGGGCGUGACGAUUGUGGCGAUGGCAGCGAUGAACCAAAAAUGUGUACAGUUUGCAACCGGACGUACUACGGGGACAUCGGCCGAACGUACACCCUGACCGUGCCGCCACCGCAGUGGAAUCGCUUACCGUUUCUGUGUCAUCUGACGUUUACGGCUUCCGGUCACGAACAGGGAGACAUUGUGCAAAUAAUUUUCGACAAGUUCACCGUCGGCCGGUUCGACGAGGGUCUCAUUGAUCCCGAUAUGGAUUCGAGUGAUGCCAGCCUCACGAUGGGCGGAGAUCUGCCCGGAUGUCCGGAAGGGUUCAUGCAGCUCAGCGAGUUGGGCCGCCCGUUUACCGGUGGCUCCUGGUGCGGGAAGGCUUCCGGUCACCAGCUGUACUUCAGCGAAACAUCCACAGUGACAGCAUCUGUCAAGGUCUUUCAUGCACCGAUGCAAGCGGGGACACCGUUCGAGUUCCGGAUCCGGUACAAAUUCAUAAGUCAAUCAGAGGCCAUUGUCAGAUACGGUGCCCCGAGCGAGCUGCUGGAGCUGGGCCGAGUGACGCCCGGAACGUACUGCACCCGGCAGUACGACGAGUGUUACCGGAAAAAGUGUCGCCUCCAAAGCCCCAACUAUCCGGGCAUGUAUCCGCGGAACGUCACCUGCUACUGGACCAUCCGGCAGAAGGUGGUGCCCACCUGCAAGCACGCGAUGGUGGCCAUCAGCCAGGAGAACGAACACAAGGCGCUCGUCAAGCGCUCCAUCGCCAGCCUCAACAAGACGGCCCGGGCCGUCCGUGCGUGGUCCGACUGUACCGGCGAGCGGGAUCAUCUUAUUUUCUACGACGGCAGCAGCACCAACGAUCCGGUGCUGGCCAAAUACUGCGGCGGCGACUGGUUGCCACGUGUCGUUUCCAGGGGUCCCGAAAUGUUGAUCGCGUUCCACUCGAGCCCAUUUUCGGCACCACUACAGUCCGGUCAGUCGAACCGGGGCUUCGAGCUGGACGUCGACAUCCUGUUCGCCGACUCCGACUCGUUCGACUUCGCCCAGGGCGGCAGCAAGUGUGAGUUUCACAUCAACGCCUCGAACCCAGAUGAAGUGUUGCUAUCGCGCCGUGGCCGCAUCGGGCAUCUGCUCAGUCCACGCCACACGCUGGCACCGAACACGACCUGCACGUACUACUUCCACGGGAUGCCGACCGACUUGAUUUGGAUCUCGUUCACGCACUACCAUCUGCAGAUCCUGCAGCCGAGCAGUGGCAGCAGCAGUGGCGGUGAUAACUCCACGAUCGGAAGGAGUGAUCCUCUGCCGUGGAUUACGCGGACCCGCAUCUGGGACAGCGCCGGUACAUUCGUGCCCGUUCGGACUACGUCACCGGCCAGCAUUCUCUCGUCCUCGUCGUCGUCGUCAGCCGGAGCAUCGCCAUCGUACGGUUCGACGGUUGCCGGUGGAGCUACGUCAUCGCUCCCGGGCAUGACAGCGACUACGGCCCUCUACCAGCAGCUCAUGAACCGUAGCGUCAACAACUACUACACCGCGGGCAAUCAGAACGGCAAGACCAUCAAGAUCAACGUGGACAACGUGUGGAAUCCGGUCGAUCAGUACAUCUACGGGCCGACGGUGAACAGUAUCUUCAACCAACCGCCACCGACGGCCCCGAGCGAUGGUGGUGGCCGAGGCCGAGGGACUGGAUACGGUGGACCGGAGAAGUACCCGAAGCAUCGGGGCAGCAAAUCGGAGCUGGGUGCCGGUAACUACGUCCAAUCGGUGCGCCACGGAAAGGACUCGUCCGACCUGGUGUUCAAAGACCACGGGCGCAAGGCCGGUAAAACGAACGUGGUGGUCGGUCCCGGGAGACGGUUGAUGGCGGAGUUCUUUGACAAUGAAGCGCCGAAGCUGUGCGAUCACAUGACGCUGGACGGGAAAGGACAUCGGAUGCGCCCGUGCACUCCACUCGAGAGCUACGUUAGCACCGGGCAGGAUCUGAAAAUUGAGUUCCACACGAUGACCGGGACGUCGCUGUUUCCGUCGAGUUUCGGCAUCAACUACGAGUUUGUGGACACCGAGCUGGGAGGCGAACCGUACCUGGGACCUGCGAGCAAGAAGCCCCGGGAUCCCCACGAAGAUCCUUCACUGGCGCUCGACCCCGCCGUUCCGUUGCUCUGCUCGCGCGUGUUCCGGAAACGGAAAGGAGACUUCCAGUCACCGCGGAACGUGUUCCUGCAUGGGCGAGGCGGUGCGAAGAACAUCUCCUGUCUGUAUCGCUUCGAGGCGUCCGUUGGAGAGCGGGUCCGCGUGGAGUUGUUUAACGUUUCGUUCGGUGAGUUUGCGUCCUGCGUCACGGAGAGUGAUGGGCAUACGGGUCGGGCCCGGUGCAGUACGCCGGAUGCGGAACCGGACGCACGUACCGGAGAGCUACGGAUCUUCGAUGUGCCGUACCCGGAUGUGCGUAUCCCGCUCGGGUGCUUCUGUGACAACACCAGCAGCACCUACAAUGCGCCCCUCACGUUCAUCUCGAACUCGCGCACCCUGGAGCUAACGUUCGUCGUGACGCGGCUCAACAUCUCGGAGGACUUUGCCGACGUGUACUUCCACGCGGCGUACGACUUUAUCCGGGUGCCAGAGUGUCGCCGGAGGUUGCGAUUGCGUGGCUCGGGUGGUGAGGACGAGCUACACUUUCCGCUCCGAUCGCACGAUGCCAGCUGCGACGGGUUGCCGUGGUACAUCGAGGCGCAACAGCAGGACCGUAGCCUGUUCGUACGGACCUGGGGCAGCUUUCUGCCGGUGGAGCCGACGAUCGAGGACUUUGCCAAGUGCAACACACGCAACCGGCUGAUCGUGUACGGGGGCGCUCCGCUCAAGGUGAUGCGUGUCAUCUGCCCGUCGGCCCCGUCCAGCCGGUCCGCGUCCCUGCACAUCUUCAGCGAGGACUGGCUGAGCAAUCAGCCGUUUCUCAGCUUCGAUCGACCCGUCAGCAUGGUGCUGGAACCGAUCCACAAGGAACCGGGCAGCAUCGGGUUCUCGUGGCUCGAGAUCCAGCGCACGAAGGCGUCCCUCAUCCAGCAGCUGGACCUGCAGACGAACUUCACCGCCAACGACACGCUGGUCGAGUUUGGGCUGUAUCCACGGGAAACCGAGUGCGAGUAUCGGUGCCCGGAGCUGGACGCUUGCAUCGGCAGCGCCCUCUGGUGUGAUGGCCGACCAAACUGUCCAUCCGGGUACGACGAAAGCGAGCAGGAGUGUGGCAGCCGGCUGAUCGAGCUGCCCGGCGGGAUCUACGCGGCGUUCGGCUGCGUGGCCGCCGCCAUCUCGGCCUGUCUCAUCUUCUGCCUGCUGGUGAUGGUGAAGAAGCGGCGCAAGGCGACCGAGAAGCUGAAGCCGUCGGCGGGGGCCGCCUCGCUGAACGGUACGCUCUCGAAGAAGGAGUACAAGAAGGAGCCGCUGUUCUUCGAUCCGGACUCCUGA
Molecule: messenger RNA, 3585 nt
Organism: Anopheles bellator
Lineage: Eukaryota; Metazoa; Arthropoda; Insecta; Diptera; Culicidae
Exons: 14
Coding region: 1-3585 (1194 amino acids)
Cellular component (GO): plasma membrane
Molecular function (GO): protein binding
Source: RefSeq, a predicted model, not a curated record